Molecule: messenger RNA, 2775 nt
Organism: Phytophthora infestans T30-4
Lineage: Eukaryota; Oomycota; Peronosporomycetes; Peronosporales; Peronosporaceae
Product: GPI ethanolamine phosphate transferase, putative
Exons: 4
Coding region: 1-2775 (924 amino acids)
Biological process (GO): GPI anchor biosynthetic process
Cellular component (GO): endoplasmic reticulum membrane
Molecular function (GO): mannose-ethanolamine phosphotransferase activity
Source: RefSeq, a predicted model, not a curated record
AUGACCAAGGUAGGCGGAGGCCUAGCGCGUUUACUAGUGCUGGGUGUGUUUUUCCACGCUCUGUACGUGCUGAGCAUCUUCGACAUUUACUUCACGUCUCCUGUGGUGCCACACGUCGAGAGUGUGGUGUACACGGACUCCCCACCAGCCAAGCGCGUCGUGGUGUUCGUUGCCGACGGUUGUAGAGCAGACAAGUUUUUCGAGACCAACACUUCGACCAGCGCUCAAGAAGCCGGUGCAGAACUCCGCGUGUCUUUCCUACGUAACAUGAUGCAGACGCAGGGCAGCUGGGGCGUCUCACACACGCGUGUGCCAACUGAGAGCCGUCCUGGCCACGUGGCGCUCUUCGCCGGUAUGUACGAGGACGUCAGCGCUGUGACGAAAGGCUGGGCUGACAACCCCGUGGACUUUGACUCCGUGUUCAACCAAAGCAGCUCCGCCUUCCUCUUCGGUAGUCCGGAUAUCGUCCCGAUGUUCGCUCGUCAUGUGCCACAAGCACUUGAAGAGCAUUAUUCCCAUGAAGAAGAAGACUUUGCCAAAGGAGACGCGUCUGAAUUGGACGUUUGGCUCCAUAGUGACGGAGUGGUGAUUUUUUGUCACUAUUUGGGCAUUGACUCCAAUGGCCACGCCCAUCGACCCAAUUCCAAGGACUAUUUGAACAAUAUUGCGCUCGUAGAUGAGCUAGUCGAGAAGACCUAUCGCAUGGUCGAGGAUUUCUACGACUACGAUGGACGGACAGCCUACGUGUUCACUGCAGAUCACGGUAUGGGGCUGAAAGGAGCUCAUGGAGACGGAGAUCCAGCCAAUACACGCACUCCGUUGGUAGUGUGGGGGGCAGGUGUCCAAGGACCCGUGACAGUGGAGAAGACAGGAGCGUUUAGUAUCGAUCUACCCACACAGUCUCGAGCGCAAGUUAAGGCUCAAUUACAGGCACAGGAGGAACAGGAGCAAGCAGCAGUGGGAGACUGGGGCGCUCUCAAUACUUUGGUGCGCAAAGACGUGAUGCAGGCUGAUGUGGCGCCGCUUAUUAGUGCGCUAUUAGGUCUACCGUAUCCACGUAACUCAGUUGGAGUCCUGCCCUUCUCGUACCUCGCAAAGGGAGCCUACCGAGCCAAUGCAGUGCGAUCUAACGCACAGCAAUUGUACCUGCAUGCGCUGCGUAAAGAAUUGGAGAAACGGUCACGUACAUUGCUGCGAUUUGUACCGUAUGGUCCUUUUCGUGACCGAGUUCCCGAGCUCUUGACGCAACUAGCGGACGCGUAUGAGAAGAGUUUUAAGAGUGAGAACUCGGAGUCGUAUGAAGGCGUGGAACAGCUGAGUCAGGAGCUGAUUGAGAUCUGCUUGGCGACUUUGGAGUAUUUCCAGCGAUACGACUGGUUCUUCCUGCUUGGUAUCGUCGUCCUGGGGUAUUUGGGAUGGAUGCUUGUGGUUGGAGUGGCGUAUCUGCAUCCACGAGACUUCGGUAUGAAGUGGCUGCUUGGUGCGGGUGGCCAACAGCUGGACAUCAAGUUGGUCGUGCUGGUGUUUGCAGCGUUCGUGUACUUGGCUCUCGAGGGCUCACCGACGACGUACUACCUGUAUCUGCUGUUUCCAUUAGUUUUCGGAGUAUUCACGUGGAAUCAUCGUGGUCUAAUACAACAAGCCUGGGUGUCUGGGUCAAGUGGGAAGCAAUCCAAGUCGCGCUUGAAACGAUGGGCGGAGAUCGCACUCAUCUUGCUGUGCCUGGAGCUUGUGGUGGCUGGAUACGAACGUCGAGAGAUUUUCGGAGUGCUUUUCUCACUACUCGCUCGGUCUUGGACAGUCAGCUGUCUUGUCAUCUCUGUGUUCCCGUACUUGCCUAGUGAGUAUGGAGAGCAUACGGCCUGGAAGAGCUCCUCUUUCGUCCUCAGUGCGUCGCCUUUGGUGCUGUCACUGUUGACUUUGAAUGGCACUAUGCAGUAUCUGGACGGCGAUCGAAGCAAGCCGCCAUUAUACCUCACUGUAGCCAACUGGCUGCUAUCUAGCACUUCAAUUCUACUGCUUCUAGUGAGAUUACAACGACGCAAGAGCAGUCUAUCGCGUGCCUUGGAAACCGGUACCGACCGUCAUGCUGAACAACGUCUCCACGGACUGUAUACUAGACGUCUUCUCGAAGUGAUGCUAGCGUUUGCGCCGUCGUUCGUCUUACUGAGUAUCGCGUACGAGGUUUUAUUCUACGUGGCUCUCUGCGCUGUUCUCGUGAGCUGGUUACAACUGGAGGCUCAGGCUUCGCUAGCAUCUUCAUCUUCAAUGUGGCGAGAGAUUCAGCAAGCGUUUGUCUUUUUGCUACUGGUGAACAUCGCGUUCUUCGGCACGGGUAACGUGGCCAGCAUGAGCAGCUUUGAGAUAUCGUCUACGUACCGCUUCGUUACGGUGUUCGCUCCUUUCACGAUGGGUGCGCUACUGGUGGGCAAGAUCCUCAUCCCGUUCAUGCUGGUGGCCAGUACAUUCCAUCUCAUUCUACUGCUUCCAUCGGCUGCAUCAGCAGUUGAGACCACCAAGCCUAGACUACCUGCUACACGCUACUUCCUUCUAGUUGUAGCCAUGUCGGACGUACUUGCACUCCAUUUUUUGUUCCUCGUCAAGAAUGAAGGCAGCUGGAAGGAGAUCGGCAACUCGAUAUCCAUGUUUGGCAUCGUGAACGCGCAGAUCGUGUUCAUCCCGCUGCUGUUUCUGCUGGCUCGAGCUUUCGUCCGAGAUCUGACGCCAGCUACUGCAUUCGAUGUUCAACGUCUUAACGAUAAAAAAAAACAAUAG